CGCUUUGAAGAAUGGCUGCAACAUUAACCUUAGGAACCAGUUUUUCCAUAUGUUGACUUCAGUCCUUGAUAAAAUAAGAAUUUUAUGAUGAAAAAUAAAAAAAAUGUGUUUAACCAAAGCUAACAAAAGUGUGGAUCUAUUCAUUUAUUCAUAUCUUUUAUGUAACUAAAUGUGUCGAUUUAUAAAAAUAAAAACUGUCUACGACGUUAGUUUGACUAAUCCGCCGAACACCUUGAGUCAUCGGGAACAUGCGCCCUAUCUGGAACCUAAGAGGCUCUUCGGUAUAAAUCUGAUUUUCCUCCAGAUUCCCCUUUAGAGCUCAACCGAUUCGUUCCAGUUAAAAUAACGGUGACCGAAAACUUUUUACUAUUUUCAAUAAAUAAUGUAAGCGCUAUGUGGUCAAUGCGCCCAAGUAAGUUCUUCUUUGUGCUGAUUAGUGCUUUCAGUUUAGGACAAUUCGCCACAUGCUCUAAAUAUGACAACCAGAUUUUCAAUAUUUCCCUUAAUGGAGACAGUUCCAUUUCCCUGCACUGGAUGAUCGACUAUCAGCAAAAAGUUCUGAGUUUCGAAAUUCAUCUACCCGAUAAGUUUGGAUGGUUUGCUUUCGGGUUUUCUGAUCGAGGAGACAGCUUUCCUGCGGAUUAUUGUCUAUUAUGGGAAAGUUCUUCUUGGAAAAAUAGUAAAAAAUUUGACUUAAAGGAUGUUUGGGCUAACGAUGCAGGAGUUAUAGAGCUGGACAGACACCAAGAUUGCAACAAUUUUCGCUUUAAAAUUAUUAGAAAUGUUGUGAAAUUUACCUUCAAGAGAAAAUUUGAUACUUGCGAUAAUCGAGAUUACAUAAUUCAGGAUGGAACCACUCAUAUUGUAUGGUCCAGAGGACUGGAACACAUUGUCGCUCCCAAUGGGCUCAACAUCAGCACCACAAUCCGCGAAAACUUCGGCAUGAUUCGAGUGAACUUACUGAAAAAUCUAAAAGCCCAUUCACAGCUACCUUCACACGUACAAGUUCUGGAUCUGCUAACAGACAAAGUCCAGGUACCCAAUGAGGAAACCACUUAUUGGUGCAAAGUUUUCAAAUUGCCUGAAAGCUUUAGGCGAAAACAUCACAUUUAUCAAUACGAGGCCAACAUUGAAAGCACCAGCCAAGGGUUGGUGCAUCACAUGGAAAUUUUCCAUUGCGAAACUAGUGCUAUGGAGAAAAUUCCUUUGUACAAUGGAAACUGCUUUGGAGAAGAUCGCCCAGAGAAAACGCAAGUUUGCAAAAGGGUCUUGGCUGCAUGGGCUAUGGGCGCACAACCAUUCACUUAUCCAGAGGAAGCAGCGCUUCCACUCGGAGGCAACAAGUUCAAUCCUUACGUAAUGCUGGAAAUCCAUUACAAUAAUCCUGAACUCAAGUCUGGUGUGAUCGACAGCUCAGGAGUUCGCUUCUACGUCUCCGAUAAGCUCAAAGAAAUGGAUGCAGGAGUAAUCGAGCUCGGAUUGGAGUACACUGAUAAAAUGGCAAUUCCCCCCGGACAAGAAUCGUUUUCCCUUACAGGGUAUUGCAUAAGUUCUUGCACGUCUGUUGGUUUGCACAAUGAAGGCAUCACCGUUUUCGGUUCUCAACUUCACACCCAUUUAACAGGCGUUCGGGUGCACACUCGCCACUUUGAUGCUUAUGGAAAGGAAUUGCCGGAACUGGAUAGAGACAACCAUUACAGUACGCAUUUCCARGAAAUCAGGCGCUUGAAACGGCCUGUGAAAGUUUUACCAGGUCACAUCUUAAUGACCAGAUGUGACUACAACACUUUAUCCAGAACAAACGUAACUCUUGGCGGCUUUUCCAUUAGUGAGGAGAUGUGCGUAAACUACAUCCACUAUUAUCCUCAUGCCCCCUUGGAGGUUUGCAAAAGUUCCAUAUCUGAUCAGGCGUUAAGGACCUUCUUUAACUACAUGAAAGAAUGGGAAGACCAACCAACGUCGCCAAAUGCAGCGAUUUCGAUCAAUUACAACUCGAUUCACUGGAGCAAAGUGAGGGUUCAGCUGCUGAACGAAGUCUACCAUGAGGCUCCGUUGAGCAUGCAGUGCAACAUGUCCAGUGGGGACAGAUUUCCAGGCUAUUGGGACAAUGCUCCUCUUCCAUCUGUUUUACUCCCGCUGGCUCCACCAGCAAGAAAUUGCCAAUUUGAUGAUAAGUAAAUCCGGACUUGGCAAUACACAAAUUGCAUUGACCCUUUGAAAUAAACUAUACCUGAAGCAUGCA
Messenger RNA from Dendroctonus ponderosae (mountain pine beetle), 2242 nucleotides. RefSeq names its product tyramine beta-hydroxylase. The transcript has 11 exons. Gene Ontology annotation, cellular component: secretory granule membrane. The coding region runs from base 394 to 2178 and encodes 594 amino acids. NCBI's taxonomy places the organism in Eukaryota, Metazoa, Arthropoda, Insecta, Coleoptera, Curculionidae. Gene Ontology annotation, biological process: dopamine catabolic process; octopamine biosynthetic process; norepinephrine biosynthetic process. Gene Ontology annotation, molecular function: dopamine beta-monooxygenase activity; copper ion binding. The record is from RefSeq and is a predicted model, not a curated record.